Molecule: messenger RNA, 1053 nt
Organism: Symbiodinium necroappetens
Lineage: Eukaryota; Dinophyceae; Suessiales; Symbiodiniaceae
Source: the annotation of a GenBank genome assembly
AUGCACACACUUUGCUGUGAAGCCGCUUCUGAGUACAAAACCGGAGCCGUUGGCGUAUAUGCAUGUUUGGCUGCGGCCUCGGUUGUUGACGCCUCUAGCUUUCGUCCCAGUCCCUCCUCCCCAAGUGUGCCACCGCUAGCAGGCUUUCCCACCGACAGUGCAGCAGAGAAGGACUGCAGGACUGAAGGCGCAGAAGACACGCCGAAUGCCUCCACCAAAUGGCAAGACUCUUGCAACAGCGUCAUCGAGGAGCCUUCCGCAGAAUGUAGUGCCGGAAGCACCUUUGUACAUAGUCUCCUGCCAGAGUGCCCUGCGCCCAAACGGCCCCGGCUGGAUGGGAUGAAGGCCCUGGUUCGGACCCAGCCCGAUGGCUACGAAGGCCCGCCGCCCCCAGAUGAGGUCGCUCAGGCGUAUGCCCUGUUAAACCUCCCGCUCAGCGCUCUGCGGAGCGAUGUGCAGCGACGCAGUCGUGCACUAGCUCGCGAGCGGCAUCCGGAUAAGGCUCCGCCCGAUCAGCGAGUCCGGGCAACUCGCCUCUUUCGUCAGUUGCAAGAUGCCAAGGAGAUAAUUUUGUCCUGGCUGCAGCAGAGAAAUGUUCCAGUGUUGGAUGAGUCAGAUGACUCACCUUGUCUAGAUAGUGCCGACGAAUGCGAGGAGGAGCCUUGCAGGCCGCCCGACGUUGUGUUCGGUGAGGCCGGAGAUGUUCUGGCAGAUUUUGACCAAGAUGGCUCCGGCGGUGAGUCGGCGCAAGAGGAUGAGAAGGCAGCCUGCGUCUACAAAGGGCGAGGGGACUCGCCUGACACUUUGUCCAGUAGUGAAAGUGGCGACGAGAAGGCAGAAACCGCGCUGGCGCUGCGGAGCAGAGGGAUAGUUCGAACGGAGGACUCGGCUCUGGUGCAGGCCACAGCGCUGAGUCAUUUCAUGGCCUCCCAGAGGAGACGUCCGCAAGAAAUGUGCAGCGAGUGCUUUCAGCGGAAGGUGAGCAGAGGCUCAGACCUGUGUUCAGAGUGCCACGAUGAAAUAAGUCAGCUUCGGAAGUGCCUCAGAGCAUGA